This is a messenger RNA of Hylaeus volcanicus, 913 nucleotides long. RefSeq lists its product as uncharacterized. Bases 330 to 767 code for a protein of 145 amino acids. Gene Ontology annotation, biological process: poly(A)+ mRNA export from nucleus. The record is from RefSeq and is a predicted model, not a curated record. The transcript is spliced from 4 exons. Gene Ontology annotation, cellular component: nucleus. NCBI's taxonomy places the organism in Eukaryota, Metazoa, Arthropoda, Insecta, Hymenoptera, Colletidae.
UGAUUACAUUGAUACUUUGAACACAAAAGUUAAGAAAAAAAAAACGUUAUUGUGCAAUGAACAGCUUAUGAAAUAAACUGUUUUUUUCACGUUAUGCGUAGUUGAGGAUCCUUAGAAUAGUGAUUAGAAUGGUUGUUUUGACCAAGUUGUCUGCUUAAAUCACAAAAGCAAACCCGAUUCACGCUACGAUUAUGUCACGUUACUGUUUUUUCUGAAGACCCUAUGCAUUUGAAGUAUGCCAAAAGACACAAUGAGAUUCAAGUAACACAACGUAUUGAUAAGUAUUUUCUUUUAAAAAAAUUACAUAGUGGAGUGGUGUAUUGAAAAGCAUGUUGACGAAGCCUGUGACAUACAAAACGACACCUACAUCAACUUCACCUCCUGCCGAUUUUUCCAAUAUGUCGGAGGAGGAUUUAAGAAAAUUUCGUCGUCAAAAAUUCGGAAUGGAGGAAACAACAUGUUCGAAAACCGAUGAAGAUCUUAGAAAACAAAGAGCUGAACGUUUUAAUACCAUUGAAAACACAAGUGAAGAAGAAAAAAAGAAAUUAAGGGAGAAACGUUUUAAUUUUACGAAACCAACUGAAUCAUUAACAAUCGAUUCCACAGACCAAACCGAGAUACUGAAAAGGAAAGAACGACUCAAACGUUUUGGCACUCCUCUUACACAAAAUUCCUUAAAUUCUAACGAAACGAAUACUAAACAAAAAGAUUGGGACUCUAAAAUUUUAGCUCGACAAUUACGGUUUGGUCUUUUAUCAAAAAAGUAAUAAAAAAAUAGUUGCGUAGCUUUAAUGAAUCAAGUUAUAUGGAGAUAUAUAUUCAAGAUUUAAAAUUACACCUUAAUGGCUAGUAAAGAAAUAGUAUUUUUUGAAUCUGUUCUAUUUUGGUUUUAUGACAAAUAACGGUUUUUAAU